Molecule: messenger RNA, 1116 nt
Organism: Aspergillus pseudotamarii
Lineage: Eukaryota; Fungi; Ascomycota; Eurotiomycetes; Eurotiales; Aspergillaceae
Product: putative NADH-ubiquinone oxidoreductase 21 kDa subunit
Exons: 5
Coding region: 326-907 (193 amino acids)
Source: RefSeq, a predicted model, not a curated record
GACAGCAACCAGAGGCAAACAGAAUCAACCGCACCUAUACAAGCAGGACUACUUGCAGUUUCUGUCCCCUUCGAAGUGGCUAUCUACCGAAUGACUACGGUUACGGCCGAGUCCAUAUCAUUCGUUUCUAAUAGACAAUUGUUCAAUUUAUACUCACCAAUAGCCCUCGUGCCAUUGGCUCAAACGGACAGCAACAGUGUGCGGAAAUAUAGUUGUUCCGUACACGGCGACGUUUCUAACCCGACAGCUUGAUUUCACCACAGGAUGACAAUAGACUUAAUUCAUUCGGGUUCUAUUUCUAUCUUGGGAAAGAGUGCCUCUUAUCAUGGCUCGCGAGAUUCUCAAGGCGGCGAAGUCCGCAUCGAAUGUCGUCGCCGUUCACAAGAAAUACACACUUCAAUCCACCGGCAUCUGGGAGCGUCUUCGCCGCCUUCUUUCGAUUGAUCCCAAUCGCUCAACAGGUGUUCCAUUGAACGCCCAGUUUCGUCUACCGACCCCUGGAGCUCUUCCUCCUCUUUCCUAUGACGACCCGGUUACCAUUCCGGCUGGUGAUAUCGCGGACAACCCUUAUUGGAAGCGUGAUGUUCGGAGGAGUUACCCUAAACUUAGCACUGUGAGCCAAGCAGAUGCUGUCGGUCUUCUCACCGUAGGCAGCCAGGCUGCACCGAAGGAUGAUAUUCUACAGAUCGGUGAAGCAGGAGAGAAACAACUUAUUUCAGUCAAGCAGCAGGGAGAAGAACGUGGUCUGGCUGGCUUUUUUGAGAAGGAUAAGAAGGGCCUUCAGGGUGUGUUAAAGCCCAAUGGUUUGCCACCGAAGCCUUGCAAUAUGAACCCAUCAGGUUCCAAGUAUCAGCUUGACCAUGACCAUGGCUACCCCAAUGUAUAUCCCUGCCGCACAUUUGUCUGAUGAUGCACUCGAGUUAGAUUGAAUAUACAUCGCAUUCUUCUUUGCCUUCCACACUCCCGCCUCCCUUGCUACUAUUCAAAUUUAUACUAUUUUACCCAAAACGUACUCAGGGCGAUAAAUAGUGUAUAUGAGACUUCAUAAGUAGGCAGCGCUAAUGGUUCGCACUUCUAUGAGUAUUGGUUUUUUAUUUUUUAUUUUUAUUUUGUAUU